GCGAUAUUACUCAAAUUAAAUGUACGAAGCUCGCGAGACCAAUGUUACGUGACGUAGCAUGGUGUUCCACUGACGUACUAGCGCGCGGUAUUAAAGAGUGUUGCUGCUGUAGCAUGUAGCUAUCAAGUAGAUUUCAAAACAGUUAGAAAUGCACCUAUUGUCGUCUGUUUAACAGAGGCAGAGUUCAUCGUUGUUUGUUAAUUUUGGAAACGAAAUGUCUGUGUUCAGCAUGUAUCAACAAGGCAAAAGUAUUCGCUAAAAGCUACCCCUCACUCCUCACUCAAGACUAGACUAGAUAGCUAUUUAGCUAACAUUACAAAGUUAAUUCUAACUUAUGUUAUUGGACAACUGCCGUGGAAGCAUCCUGCAAAAUUCGUAUGAUAAAGUCUCUGGAAUUUUCACAACAGCAGGAUGAUGGAUAGCUGCAAUGAACCAGCUCGAGCCAUCAAGGCUAUUGAUAAACAUUCAGUUCACCAGAUCUGCUCUGGUCAAGUUGUUCUGACUCUUGCGACAGCCGUGAAAGAGCUGGUGGAGAACAGCAUCGAUGCAGGUUCCACCAAUGUUGAAGUCAAACUGAAAGAAAAUGGAGCAGAGUUGGUGGAGGUGUCAGACAAUGGCAGUGGAGUAGAGGAUGCAAAUUUUGAAGCGCUAACCUUAAAGCACCACACGUCCAAGCUGCGUGAGUUCUCAGACCUAAUUCAUGUGGAGACCUUUGGCUUCCGUGGGGAAGCCCUAAGCUCUCUCUGUGCUCUCAGUGACAUAAGUGUGGUGACGUGUCACAAAACUGCCCAAGUGGGCACGCGGCUUGUGUUCGAUAAUAACGGCCGUCUGACACAGCGGUUGCCCCAUCCCCGUCAGCAGGGCACCACAGUCAGCCUGCAGCAGCUCUUUUACACUCUGCCUGUUCGACACAAGGAGUUCCAGCGCAACAUUAAGAAGGAGUAUGCAAAGAUGAUGCAUGUCCUGCAGUCGUACUGCAUCAUCUCCACUGGUGUUCGCAUCACCUGCACUAACCAGGUGGGUCAGGGGAAACGCAACACCGUGCUCUGCACCAGCGGGAGCAACGGCAUGAAGGACAACAUUGGAGCUGUGUUUGGACCCAAGCAGCUUCAGAGCCUGAUCCCAUUUCAGCAGCACUCCCCGACAGAGUCAGUGAAGGAGGAUUAUGGCCUCAGCAAAGCUGAACUUCCCACAGAUAUCUUCACUCUCUCUGGUUUUAUAUCCAGAGGCGACCAUGGUGUGGGAAGAAGCUCAACAGAUAGGCAGUUUUUCUUUGUCAACAAAAGACCCUGUGACCCCACAAAGAUUUCAAAACUGGUAAAUGAAGUUUACCAUAUGUACAACAGACAUCAGUAUCCAUUUGUUGCUUUAAACAUCACCAUUGCUUCAGAAUGUGUGGAUGUGAAUGUCACACCAGACAAGCGUCAGAUCUUCCUUCAAGAGGAGAAGCUUCUGCUGGCUACCCUAAAGAGUUCACUGAUUGCAAUGUUUGAAACUGGUGUUAACAAGAUCAGCCUCAUCAACCACCCUGCACCCAGUGCAUGUCGAUUGGUUAACAACGCUUAUAUUGCUGAAAGACACCAGCCCACCAUUUCAGAGGAAGUUACUGAGGAUGCUCCCGAUUCUGCUCUAUCUAGCCCAAGGCCGCCAUCCCUCAACCUAGCAGGCUUAAAAGCAGCCUUCUCUAAUCAGCAGUCUUCAGCCACUACAGCAAGGAAGGGUGACAGUAAAGAGGUUUGCAGUGGUUCAAGUCAGAGGACCAUGCAGUCGUUUUUCAGUUGCUCAGAAAAGACUACCUCUUUUAAAUCAUUCAAGAAAUCCCCACUGAAACACAUUCUAAAGGACACAUUCAAGUCUUCUUCCGAGAGGCGAUCUGUGCUUGGUGUCUAUAAAUAUGACAAAAAUUCAGAGAGCGAAGCUGAUUCUGGUAUGUCAGAUCACUGCUCUACCACAGGUACGCCAGACAGCUUGUGUUCCACCAAAUCGGAAUUAGACUCACCUGACAUUCAUAUUAAAACGGAGUUGGAUGAUAGGCCUGUGAACAUGGAUUGUGUCGUGCUGGAAAACAUGACACAGGAACCAAAUAAUUCCAGUCAGGAUGUAGAGGCUAGCCCAGAGGCAAAGAAGGCCAGACAAGAUGAGAUCCUGUCCACGGGAUCCUCUGACUCAGGCCCCAGGUGUGUCACGUCCUUCGCCGAUAAUAAGCUUGAUGCCCCCACAAAAGUUCAGAAGAGAACUGUGCCAUUGUCGUUCAGCAUGAAGGAACUUUCCGGAAGAGUGAUGAGACUUCAAGAACAGCGGAAGGGGACUGGAGACGGUGGGCCAAUGUACCGGCGCUUCAGGGCAAAGAUCAGUCCAGGGGAGAACCAGUCUGCGGAGGAUGAACUGAAGAAAGAGAUCAGCAAAGACAUGUUCAAGAAGAUGGAGAUCAUUGGGCAGUUUAAUCUCGGCUUCAUCAUCACCAAAGUGAAUUCUGACCUUUUCAUAGUAGACCAGCACGCCACUGAUGAGAAGUACAACUUUGAGAUGUUACAGCAGCACACUGUGUUACAAGGACAAAGGCUCAUAGUGCCACAGAAUCUUCACCUUACCGCCGUCAGUGAAACAGUGCUCAUGGAUAACCUCGAAAUCUUCCGGAAAAAUGGCUUUGAGUUCUUGAUUGAUGAGGAUGCACAAGUCAUGCAGAGGGUGAAACUGGUGUCCCUGCCCACCAGUAAGAACUGGACCUUUGGCCCAGGUGACAUAGAGGAGCUCAUCUUCAUGCUGAGUGACAGUCCAGGAGUGAUGUGUCGGCCCUCCCGGGUCAGGCAGAUGUUCGCCUCCAGAUCUUGUCGCAAGUCUGUCAUGAUCGGCACAGCUUUGAAUGUCAGUGAGAUGAAGAAACUUGUGGGUCAUAUGGCCGAGAUUUCGCAACCAUGGAAUUGUCCACAUGGUCGACCCACCAUGAGGCACUUGGCAAACCUGGACCUAAUUUCACAGGAUUGAAACUAGCCAAACGCUGCAGUUUUGUGUAGUGAAACCCCCUUUGGUUAGAAUAAUUAGCAUUUCAGCAUACUUGUGCAAAGACCUUUCAAAUAAAUGUGUUUUAACAUUGAUGGUUUUAAUUAAAAGCUCCAUCCUAACGAUUGUUUUAAUGAUGGCAUUACCCUGUUGUUCAGUUUGAACGCUUGAGCGCACAUUAGCCAAAUAUUUGGCAGGUUUAUUUUAUGUACAUAUGACAAAUAUAACCAGUUUAUGUUAUUUUGUAUGGAGUUUUGUACUUUCAGACAUUUAAUAAAAACAUUUAAUAACA
This is a messenger RNA of Clupea harengus (Atlantic herring), 3292 nucleotides long. It is a transcript of the gene pms2, whose product is annotated as PMS1 homolog 2, mismatch repair system component. Lineage: Eukaryota; Metazoa; Chordata; Actinopteri; Clupeiformes; Clupeidae. Gene Ontology annotation, molecular function: ATP-dependent DNA damage sensor activity; ATP binding; ATP hydrolysis activity. Gene Ontology annotation, biological process: mismatch repair. The record is from RefSeq and is a predicted model, not a curated record. Gene Ontology annotation, cellular component: MutLalpha complex.